Messenger RNA from Colletotrichum karsti, 1101 nucleotides. RefSeq lists its product as uncharacterized. Lineage: Eukaryota; Fungi; Ascomycota; Sordariomycetes; Glomerellales; Glomerellaceae. Gene Ontology annotation, molecular function: oxidoreductase activity. The record is from RefSeq and is a predicted model, not a curated record. The transcript has 3 exons.
UUGUCAGAGCUCAACCAGAAGGCACUAGAUAAUUUCCGUCGGCUUAACCAUCGACCAUCGUUCAAGAACUCCACAAGCGCCUGUUAUGGGAACCAGACGUUGAUGAGAAAGGAAUGGAGGACCCUCUCAGUCCCGGAACGCAAGUCAUUCAUCGCAGCUGUCCAGUGUAUCAUGAAGAAGCCAGUGUUAUCAGAUCGCAAGAGGGUCCCCAUGGCGAAGUCGCUCUACGAUGACUUUGUGGCUGUUCACUACACCAGCUUCAGGAAUACUCAUCUGACGGCCUCGUUCUUUGCUUGGCAUCGAUAUUACCUGGGCACCUUCGAGCAGAAGCUGCGUGCCGACUGCGGGUACAAAGGAGCCCUCCCAUAUUGGGAAUGGGGUCUCGACAUCAAGAACCCAGCUGCGUCGCCAGUUUUCGACGGGUCCGACACAUCCCUCGGGAGCGACGGCGCCUUUAUUCCACACGACGGACUUCGUCUACGUCAACCAUUCUCCAACAAUCUCAUCGUUCUCGAACCCGGCUCAGGUGGCGGUUGUGUCAAAUCAGGGCCUUUCGCCAACAUGACAGUCCACAUCGGCCCGGCGGCUCUGGCGCAGUACGGCACCGACAAGCCCUUUAACGUCUCGAAACCCCUCGAAGACCUCCCACGGUGUCUGAAGAGGGAUUUGAACAGUUUCGUGGCAUCCAAGUACUGCUCGUUUCGCAACACAACCACGCUCAUCACGGAGCAGAAGACCAUCGAGAAGUUUUCGGCGCUACUUCAGGGCGACGACAGAUUCUUCCCGAACACCCUAGGUGUUCAUGGCGGAGGCCACUUUAUCAUCGGCGGAGACCCCGGGGCGGAUGGAUUAAUAGCCCCUGGCGACCCGGCGUUCUGGGUCCAUCAAGCGCAGGUCGAUCGCGUGUAUUGGAUCUGGCAGAACCUGGACUUUGCUAAUCGGCAGGGCGUGUUCGGGACAUUCACGUUGCAGGACAACCCACCAAGUCCCAAUGGUAGUGUUGACGACCUGAUCGACCUCACUCCGAUCAACACGCCUGUCAAGAUUAAAGACCUUAUGAACACAGGAGCAGGAACGCCGUUGUGCUACUUGUACUUAUAG